This is a messenger RNA of Sordaria macrospora k-hell, 759 nucleotides long. RefSeq lists its product as uncharacterized. NCBI's taxonomy places the organism in Eukaryota, Fungi, Ascomycota, Sordariomycetes, Sordariales, Sordariaceae. Gene Ontology annotation, biological process: mitochondrial translation. The record is from RefSeq and is a predicted model, not a curated record. Gene Ontology annotation, molecular function: structural constituent of ribosome; small ribosomal subunit rRNA binding. Gene Ontology annotation, cellular component: mitochondrial small ribosomal subunit; ribosome.
AUGUCGUCCUCUCGUCAAUUCCUCUCCUCUGCGCUCAGGCAGUCCCGCGCUGCCGGCCAGAGGACCGCCCAGUUCUCGACCACCUCGCCAGCCGCUGCCAUCCGCGACAUCCCCACCACCUCUUUCCAAAAUGCCCCGCGCACCAAUAACAACCACACCAACAACAACAGCUCGUCGGGCUCCAACCAGUACAAGUCGGACAUGUUCAACCUCCUAAACAGCGGUUCCGGCAGCCGGGGAGGAGGAAGAAACAACAGCAGCAGCUUCAACGACGCAGGACACAGCACCUACUACAACAGCCAGAAGGUGCAGGAGAUGCUGCAGUCCGAGGUGACGGCGGCCAACUACAUGAAGCAGAUGAAGCGCCAGUGGAGCAACGGCGACGUGUACGCGCCGCGCGACCUGUCGGCGUACGAGAUGAAGGGCGGCCGCCAGGGAAAGUGGACGCCGCCGGCGGACGCGGUUGAUCAGCUGGGGUUUAGUCCUUUGGAUAACUAUCGUAACUUCUCCCUCGUCUCCGACUACAUGACCGCCUUCGGCCGCAUAAAGCACUCCAACCAGACGGGCCUCAAACCCGUCAACCAGCGCAAGAUCGCCAAGAUGGUGCGGCGCGCCAUCGGCCUCGGCAUCCACCCCUCCGUGCACAAGCACCCCGAGAUCCUCAAGCAGAGCACGGGCAGACACUUGUUGCCGCUUGUUGUGCCCAAGGGCCGCGAGGCGAACAAGACCAAGAACUUUGAUGGAGAGGAUGAGCACUAG